This is a messenger RNA of Setaria italica (foxtail millet), 1809 nucleotides long. Its product is annotated as transcription factor SPATULA. Gene Ontology annotation, molecular function: protein dimerization activity. Gene Ontology annotation, cellular component: nucleus. Bases 242 to 1243 code for a protein of 333 amino acids. The transcript has 8 exons. The record is from RefSeq and is a predicted model, not a curated record. Lineage: Eukaryota; Viridiplantae; Streptophyta; Magnoliopsida; Poales; Poaceae.
CGAACCGUCCGUCGCCAAUCAUAAAUGCACCCCGCCGGACGCGACGGUGUCCGUCCGACCGGCCGGGGAGAGAACCGAGGCGGAAGCACAAACUGAAAGGCCAUCUCAAAAGCUCUGCGCUGCGCUGCAGCUUUCUCGGGCCGGAGAAAAGCCGAAACAAACAAACCAACCAACCAGCACGAGGAGCGAGAGAGAGAAGGGGGAUCAUCGGAUUCGGAGGACAUGCUCGCGGCAGCGAGGCAUGGGCGCAAACCAUAGGGUCAGGGCCGGCCGUGUGUCAGGGGGAGCGGAGAGCGGCGACCACUUCUCGUCUGGGUUGGCUGGCUGGCUUCUUGGUGCUUGGUUGCGAGCUGAGCUGAGCUGCUCUGCUGGUGCGGCCGCGAUGGAUGCGCAGCAGCUGGAUUUGAUCCUGCGUCACCACCACCAGAGCAUGGCCAACGUCUGCGAGAGCGAGGACGCGCUGGGGUCGUCGGAGUCGGAGCCCGCGAGGCCGGCGCGCCCGCGGGGCAAGAGGAGCCGCGCCGCCGAGGUGCACAACCUCUCCGAGAAGAGGAGGAGGAGCAGGAUCAACGAGAAGAUGAAGGCGCUGCAGACCCUCAUCCCCAACUCCAGCAAGACGGACAAGGCCUCCAUGCUUGAUGAUGCCAUUGAGUACCUGAAGCAGCUUCAGCUACAAGUGCAGAUGUUGUCAAUGAGAAAUGGCCUGUAUCUGCCCCCAGCAAACUUGUCUGGAGGACCUGAGGCUCUGGCACCCUCAGAAGUGUGCGCCACGCUCAACCAAAGUGGUGUCAAGGCAUCAGAAUCUGGGGUUGUCCUACCUAUGAACCAAAUUUCUUUAGCUCAUCAUUCCAAUCAUGACCAACGGCAUAACAAACCGCUUGUGUUACAAAGUGCCCCUACUAGUUCAACCACCAUAGAGCCUCGAUUCCUUCAAGAGCCAGCACAGUCCAACCUUCAGUCCUUUCUGCUAGCUCUACCUCCUGAGAUGAUCUUGAAGGAGGACAUGAUGUUAACAUAUCGCCUAACUUCAGUUCAAGGAACAUCUUUACCAGGACAUGAGAUCAAGCCUGCUAGGCAGGAAACAUGCAUGGUGAAUUCUGAUCGUUUCGAUAGAGGUUCACUUAGGAAAGAAGUAGCACAAGACAUGGUGCCAAAAAACACUGAAAGUUUACUAUUCAUGCCGUACUUGCAUAGCUUGCAAAGCAGUGACGCCGAGGGAGGUCUGAGGACAGAAUCAAGCUAGCUGCAUGAUCUAUCAACCAUCGUAAAUGCUUUCCCCGUUGGGAUGCUUCAUUUUGGGAGGAUAUUGACAGUGCAAGGGUAUACUAAGAGAAGCAAGCAAGUUCCGGCGAUCGUCGGUCCCGCCUCGUGGAUCUGAAUGUUAGCAGCCAACUCAGAUUGUAGCCUGAUGAACUAUUUUGUAAAGAGAGAGCCCAGUCUCCUUGCAAAUAUAUCCGCUAUGGACUGACUUGGGGGAUAUGCCACCAUGAUCCAUGCAUAUGAAUCAGCACGUCCGGGCCAUGACCUCACCUGUCAUUCCUGCGGUAUUUGGGUGAACGGAUUGCGAAGGCAGCCAUCUGCAUAUCCCGUAAUCGCACUUCUGUAAUGCCAUCUGAGGCAUCCAAUGACAUAAUGACAUCUGAGGUUGAUUGCGAUAAACCUGGAGCUUUGCGACAGGCAUGGUCAUUGUAGAGGCUUCUUUUUUUUGUUGUUGUUGUGUGUGUGGAAAAUAUGUCAUUUGAAAGACCCAUGAAGCAGAAUAAGACUGAAGCAGGGGAGUUUUUCUUGUGACGCUGCUGAUUUCAUUCA